Chinchilla lanigera (long-tailed chinchilla) is the source of this 1135-nucleotide messenger RNA. RefSeq names its product chromosome unknown open reading frame, human C17orf78 (gene CUNH17orf78). Lineage: Eukaryota; Metazoa; Chordata; Mammalia; Rodentia; Chinchillidae. The coding region runs from base 97 to 1065 and encodes 322 amino acids. The transcript is spliced from 6 exons. The record is from RefSeq and is a predicted model, not a curated record.
UAAAAGCAACUAGAAACAACGCUUCCAGGGUGCUAUGGCAGAUUAACAGUGAACCGUUUUUGCAAUGAGUGUUUAAAUUCAUGCAUUCAAGCUAACAUGGACACCAUCUUAGUCUUCAGUCUCAUCAUUGCAUCCUAUGAUUCCAACAAGAAAGAUCUCAGAGAUAACACAUGCCAAGUGGAACAGCUGCCUGGGCUCUUCCAAAAGGAUGUGAGAGGCAUCAGGGACUUGCUAAUGCAAGAAACUCACACAGAAGCCAAAAGGGGCACAUUCACCCAAAAUCAAACUAUGGCUACCCUGCAGUGCCUUGGCUCUGGGAACAAAGUGCAAGUUAAGCUCCUGUACUCAAACAGAAGGCCCGAGGCCAAACAUAUUCUGAAGAACCUGACCAUCUCUGCUGCACCACGCGGAUACAACUUUGCCUCUCCAAGCUGUCACCUAAUCCCCACAUCCAAGUUUCGGACUGGAUCGCUUCUCAGCGGCAAAGCUUUUUUACCAGGGCUGUCUCAAUGUAAGGUCUACCCAGUGAUGGGGAGUUCAUCCGAGACUCUGUCUAUCAGUGCCACCUCCACAACUUCUGGUAAUAAAGACGGCAUGACUACAAGUACUGGAGAUUUUUCUAGCCCUUUGACACAAGACACAGAAGAGAACUUAGAGAAGAGGCGAAAAUGGAGUAUUGUGGUUAAAUUUCUGAUUGCUGCCACCCUGUUGCUCAGUGGAGUCGCCAUUACAAUAUUUGUCAUUUUUGAAGUCCCAUGUCCUAGACAAUGGCAAAGAGCCAGAAGGCUGUGCCAAUGCCAGCGGUUGUGGAGAAGGCAAAAGAAGGGAGACGAGGAACCAGGGACAGCUGCCCCUCUGCCUGAGAAGGGAAGUGUUCUCUCUGGUGUAUGUCACUUGUUUAGAGGAAAUAGGGUUAACACAAAAGUGCUGGUACUUUUGAAAGCUACUUCAUUAAUAAAGCAAACGUGGGUAAUUCUUUUAUAUGUCAGGCAAAGGUAUUUGUACUGCUGUUUGCUAACAUUAACCCAACUAAAACACAACAGGGCACUUAGUGAAAAUACAUAAUCUGGACCCAAAUAUUCUGACUCAGAAUGUCUGGCUAAGUGUGGUGGCACACAUUUGUAAUCCCAGCACU